AUGGACAAGAAGGUCAGGGUUGGGGCUGCUGCACCAGGGCGUGCCCCCUGCCUGGAUAGGAUGACAGCACUUGAGAAAUUGGUCAGAGUUUUUGCUGAAACUCCGGGUGAGAAUGUAAUUGUGCCGAAGAUAGGGGUCAGCUUCGAUACUCUUGGAGAAGCUUAUGACUUUUACAAUCUGUAUUCGUGGGAGAAAGAGUUCGGCAUUAGAUAUGGGAAAAGCAGGCUAAAUGUUAACAGGGCGAAGUGCAUGCAAGAGAUAGUUUGUGGCUGUGCGGUAUGGGUUCGAUCUUUCAGCUUGUACUAA
Molecule: messenger RNA, 306 nt
Organism: Triticum turgidum subsp. durum (durum wheat)
Lineage: Eukaryota; Viridiplantae; Streptophyta; Magnoliopsida; Poales; Poaceae
Source: the annotation of a GenBank genome assembly